Molecule: messenger RNA, 237 nt
Organism: Auxenochlorella protothecoides
Lineage: Eukaryota; Viridiplantae; Chlorophyta; Trebouxiophyceae; Chlorellales; Chlorellaceae
Exons: 2
Coding region: 1-237 (78 amino acids)
Source: RefSeq, a predicted model, not a curated record
AUGAAGCGCCCGUUGGCAAACCCUGAUCCGAUAGGUCGAGACGAGGGUGGGUCGACACCACCAGAGACCCCAGUUGCAUUGGUUCCGCCGUGCUCAGUGCCGAAUGCUCCGCCACCACCGAGGCUGAGCGGGACAUGUCAACAGGCGGGCACGGCAUCACGGGGCGAAGGCAGCAUCUCCCUGGAAACCUCCAUUGCCUGGGUGAGAGAAUGUGCGGCAGUCACUCCAGGAAAAUAG